AUGGUAGGCAUACUACCAGUAGUGCUGGUUAGCCUGGCUACCAGCGUGUACUCGCAUCCUACCCACAAGUCACCUGCUUCUGGUGGCUAUCAUGAUAAUGCUGGCGUCCUUGAAUAUGUGAAUCCUCUCAUCGGUACUUAUGGUACAACGCCAAAUGGAAAUGGCGGGAUGAUCCCCUCUGUCUGUCCGCCCUUCGGCAUGACCCGUUGGACACCCCAAACUCGCGAAAACUUCAUCUCUCAAGUCCCCUAUGGUGACAGCGAUCGGCUCAUUCAUGGUUUCCAAGCCACACAUCAACCCGCCAUUUGGAUGGGUGAGUCUGGUCAGGUAGUGUUGACCCCCGGAAUAGGGAAGGUGCAGCCAUUGUUCCAGAAUCGUGGCUUGGAGUUCCGGAAGAAAGACGAGCGCAGCACACCGUAUGUUUAUGAACUUUUGGUCGAUGCUACUCAGCACAUGAAUCGCAAUUGGAAUGCGACGGCGGAGGCUGUGGGUGAUGGGCCCGUUCCGGGUGGUGCUGGAGCGGUGCCGGAAAAUGUCCAGGAUGGUGCCAAUGGACGAACACGAAAACGUCAUUUCGACACCACUACACUGCCUGAUACGGAUGUGGAAGAGUAUGAGAGGUCUAUUCGGAUCGCGAUGUCUGCCGAUACUCAUGUCGGUCAUCUUCGUUUCGAUUUCGAGGGACCUGCGGAUGACUCUCGCAGUCUGCGCGGUGAAGAGCCUUGGGUUUUCAUUCAAGCCUCGCGUCGAAAUUGGACAGGCGAAGUUCACAUCGAUCCAAGAGCUAGGGAGAUUUAUGGCUACAACACCGAGCGCCAGGACUAUCUCCUUGGUCCAGACAAAGCGGCUUCAUUCAAAGGAUAUUUCGUAUCCCGGUUCUCUGAGUGCUUCACAGAAUACGGAGUCACAGAUGGUGAUUCUGUGAUGAAGAAUGAGGCCCAAAGGCAUGGCAAUUUCACCGGUGCAUACGUCAAAUUCAAGAACGCGACAUCUCGUGUUGAGGUGCGCACUGGAGUUUCAUAUAUCAGUGUCGCCCAGGCAAGGAAGAAUCUCGAAUUUCAGACUCCGGAUGGACACACAUUCGAAGAUACCGUGGAAACAGUCAAGUCUGCUUGGCUCGAGAAGUUGGGCCGUGUGUCCAUCAAAGGCGUGAACACCGAUCCAGAAAACGAUCCUCGGCGUAUCUGGUACACUGGUCUCUUCCACUCCUUACAAUACCCCAGUGAUUUUUCAGAGCCAACGUCUGAUAAAGCUAAUGCCCCUCGCAUCUUCUACUCGGGCUAUACUGAUAAAACACACACCGAGAAUGACUCGUACUACCAGUCUUGGUCUAUCUGGGAUACCUACCGAGCGGAGCAUUCUCUAUUAACUAUAUUCGCACCCGAGCGUGUAAACAGCAUGAUGCGCUCACUGCUACGAAUCUUUGACUGGUCGGGCUGGUUGCCCCUGUGGGUUAACCUGGUUGAGACUAAUAUCAUGAUAGCCACAAAUGCAGACGCUGUGCUCGCCAACGCACUGCAACGUGGAUUCAAAGGCUUCGAUAUUCAAAAAGCCUGGAAAGCCGUCAAGAAAGAUGCGUACACUCCACCUGAUCACGACAUCAAGACUCUGUAUUAUGACCGUGAGCCAGGCACGUCAUAUGAGGUACGUGCCGGCCUCACCUCAUACAUGCAGCAGGGAUGGGUAUCGAAUGAUGCCUGGUCCGAAGCCGGCAGUCGUACCUUGGACUAUGCAUUUGACGACUAUGCCUGCUCGGUGGUUGCUACCCACGCGGGACAAGUCGAAGCGGCCGCGGAAUUAAUGACUCGAAGCCGGAAUUAUGCAAAUGUCUGGAACAACAAAACCCAAUUCAUGCAGGCCCGAAAUGCAAACGGCACCUGGGCGAACAGUACUUUUGGUUGGACCGAAGGCGACGACUGGGUUUACACAUUCGAUGUGAUGCAUGAUGUGAAGGGUUUGGCUAUGCUCUUCGGUAGCCCUGAGGCUUUCCGUGACAAGUUGAAUGCGCACUUCGAGGGUGGACACAACGACCAUACUAAUGAGCCAAGUCACCACGUUCCAUAUCUUUACUCUGCCCUGGGCUAUCCAAACAGAGCCGCGGAGGUUAUUCGGGAGGUCGCCUGGGCAAACUACAAUGCCACCAGCGGAGGACUAGGUGGAAAUGAAGAUUUAGGCCAGAUGAGUGCCUGGUAUGUUUUCUCUGCGCUGGGUUUUUAUCCAGUCGACCCUGCCAGCGAUGAAUAUAUUGUUGGUACUCCGUUCUUUGAGGAGGUCUCUAUCCGUCUCCCUAGCGGAGUCAGCACUGGCGGAGUUGGUGGUCAAGAGAGAACGCUUGGGAUACGCGCUCCUGGAGCAACCACAAACCCCUACGUUCGUGGGCUCAAAGUUGAUGGUAAAAGCAUCAAAGCUCCUGUCCUCAAACAUGGCCAAAUCGUACGUGCAGGAAAAAUUGAGUUUGAGAUGAGCGCGACCCCUGGUUCCUGGGGGAGCCGGCCGUUUUGGAUGUGA
This is a messenger RNA of Penicillium salamii, 2508 nucleotides long. The record is from the annotation of a GenBank genome assembly. NCBI's taxonomy places the organism in Eukaryota, Fungi, Ascomycota, Eurotiomycetes, Eurotiales, Aspergillaceae.